UGAACAUUGGGGUCUGCAACACUGGACUCUUAGGGUUUAUACUUCCUGAACAUUGGGGUCUGCAACACUGGACUCUUAGGUGAGCAUCAUGGCUGUGAACUCUCUGCAGCUGCUCCUCAAAACUCUGGAUGGGUUGAAUGAGUCUUCAGAGCUGAAGCGGUUCAGGAUGUACCUGUCUGAGAAUAUGGUGGAGGGGUUUGAGCCCAUCCCCAGAGGAAAGCUGGAGCACAGUGACGCUACAGAUGUUGCCUCUUUGAUGAAGGAGUUCUAUGGGGAGGAAGGCAGAAUGAAAAUUACUCGGACCAUCCUGAGAAUGAUGAACCUCAACAACCUUGCAGACAGACUAGAAGAGAGGGAUGCUGCAGUGUCAGGAAAGCAAGACGCAGAUGCAAUUCUACAGGAAAUCAAAGAAAAACACAAAAAGUGGAUGACAGAGAAGUUUGGUGAGAUUUAUGAGUGUACCGAGGAGGGAAAGAACAAAGCACUCCUGAGUGAGAUCUACACUGAGCUCUACAUCACAGAGGGAGAGAGUCAAGGCACCAACACUCAGCAUGAGGUUCGCAGGAUUGAAUCCCCAAAGGCAGACAAAGACAAAAUCAACUCUAAUGACAUUUUUAAGUGUUUACACAAACAAAAGAAAAAUCUGAAAAUCCGAACUGUGAUGACCACAGGCAUUGCUGGCAUUGGAAAAUCUGUAUGUGUGCAAAAGUCCAUUCUGGACUGGGCAGAAGGAAGGGCCCAUCAGGAUGUGGAUUUCAUAUUUGCACUUCCAUUCCGCCAGUUAAACUUGAAACAAAAUAAGUCAUACACUCUUCACAAACUCCUCCUUUACUUUCAUCAGGAACUGGAUGAAGAGGUCAUAUGUCCCAAAAUGUUGAGAAAGUUGAAGAUCAUGUUCAUCUUUGAUGGUCUGGAUGAGAGCAAACUCUCCCUGAGUGUAGAACAAGGCAUGGAUGAUCUCCUGAAGACUGCAUCAGUGAAUGUGUUGAUAACCAACCUCAUCACAGGCAAUCUACUGCCAAAUGCACUUAUUUGGAUAACCUCCCGGCCAGCAGCUGUCAAACGGAUCCUUCCUAAACACAUAGACAGGUGGACAGAGGUACAAGGAUUCAAUGACCAACAGAAGGAUGACUACUUCAAGAAAAAGAUUGAGAAUCCAGCAAAAGCGGACACAGCCAUCGCUCAAAUUAAAAGUUCAAAGAGCCUCUACAUCAUGUGCCACAUCCCUGUCUUCUGCUGGAUCUUAGCCACUGUGCUUCUGAAAAUGAUCAAUCUUACCAGCACAAGUGACUAUCCUCAAACACUGACUGAGAUCUAUAUCUAUUUCCUGCUCACUGAGACACGUAGGAAGGGCCAAAAAUAUGACCAUGGCUUUGAACGAGAUGAUAAAAAACGUCUGGAGUCCAACAAAGAGGCUAUUUUGAAAUUAUCUGAACUAGCAUAUAAAGAACUGCUGAAGGGUGAUAUCUUGUUUUAUGAAGACAAUUUGAGAGAGUGUGGCAUCAGUGAAGAAGACAUUACAUUGUACUCUGGUAUGUGCUCAGAGUUCUUCAAGAGUGAGAAUGCCAUGGACGAACAUAAGGUUUAUUGCUUUGUGCAUCUGAGCAUUCAGGAGUUUCUGGCUGCAUUGUUUGUGUUUCACUCCUUUGUGGCUAAGAACACAGAAGCCCUGACAAAAUUGACCUCACAAGAAUCUGCCUUGACAGCCCCUUCCAGCCUUUCCAUGGUUGAGUUUUUAAGAGCUACAAUAGACAAAUCCAUCCAGAAGGAAGAUGGACAUCUGGACCUUUUCCUUCGCUUCCUCUUAGGCAUCUCACUUGAGUCCAACCAGAAACUCCUACAAGGCCUUCUGGUGCACAUAGAGAGCAGCUCAGACAACCAUAAGAAAACAGUGGAGUACAUCAAAGGAAUUCUGAGUGAAGACAAACAAGUCCCUGAAAGAUGCAUGAAUCUGAUCCUCUGUUUAUCGGAGAUGAAGGAGAACACCCUUUAUCAGGAGAUUCAGCGGUACAUAGACUCUGGAGAACGGCUCUCUCCUACCCAGUGUUCACAACUGGCCUACAUGCUUCUGUUAUCAGAGGAAACACUUGAUGAGUUUGACCUUGCUAAGUACAAGACAUCAAGUGAGGGUCGUAAGAGACUGCUUAUAGUAUUACAGUCUUGUAGGAAAGCACGAUUGGUUGGUUGUGAUCUCAAAGAGGAUUCCUGUGAGGUCCUAACAUCUGCUCUUCAGUCAGAAAAGUCCCUGUUGAAAGAGCUGGACCUGAGCUCUAAUCCUCUGAGGGAUUCUGGAGUGAGGUUGCUGUCUGUUGGGCUGAAGCAUACUAACUGCAAACUGGAAACACUGAGACUUGCCAAUUGUAAAAUCACACAUUAUUCCUGUGAGGUUGUGGCUUCAGUUCUGCAGUCAACAAACUCCCUCAUAAAGCUGGACUUGGGUGAAAAUGACCUGGAGGAUUCUGGAGUUGACCUUCUCUCUAAGGGACUAUCUAGUCCCCUCUGCAACCUGCAGACAUUAAGACUUGCUGCAUGCAAACUCUCAGAGAAGUCAUGUGGAAUUGUGGCUACUGUUCUACAGUCACCAAACUCCCUGAUAGGGCUAGACCUGAGUCACAAUGACCUGAGAGAUUCUGGAGUUCAGCUUCUCUCUAAGGGACUGUAUAGUUCCCACUGCAAACUGCAGACAUUAAGGCUUGCUGAUUGUAAGCUCACAGAUAAAUUAUGUGAGAUUGCUGCUUCAAUUCUACAGUCACCAAACUCCUUGCUACAGCUGAACUUCAGUAACAAUGACCUGGGGGAUUCUGGAGUGCAGCUUCUCUCUAAGGGACUGUCAAGUUCCAAUAGCAUACUGCAGAUAUUAAGGCUUGCUGAUUGUAAACUCGCAGAUAAAUCGUGUGAGAUUGUGGCUUCAGUUCUACAGUCACCAAACACCCUGCAACAGCUGGACUUCAGUGACAAUGACUUGGGGGAUUCUGGAGCUCAACUUCUCUGUAAGGGACUGUCCCGUUCCAACUGCAAAAUGCACACAUUAAGGCUCUCUGAUUGUCUCAUCUCAGAGAAGAGUUGUGGUUUUCUGGCUUCAGCUCUGACUUCAAACCCCUCCCAUCUAAAAGAGCUGGAUCUGAGCUACAAUCAUCCUGGAGAAUCAGGACUGAAGCUGUUAUCCGCUAGACUGGAGGAUCCUGUCUGUAAACUGGUGAUACUUAAAACGGGGCCUUCUGUAAGCAGAGCACGACCACAUUUGCUGAGAUAUGCCUGUGAUCUCACACUGGACCCAAACACAGCAAACAGACUUCUCUCUCUCUCUGAGGGGAACAGAAAGGUGACAUAUGUGGAUAAGGAGCAGCCGUAUCCUGAACACCCAGAGAGAUUUGACUCCAUCUGGUGUCCUCAGGUGUUGUGUAGAGAGGGUCUGACUGGACGCUGCUACUGGGAGGUUGAGUGGAGUGGAGAUGAAUAUGGAGCUGUUAUAUCUGUGGCCUAUAAAAGCAUCAAGAGGAAAGGGAUCAGUGAUGACGUCAUAAUGGGACGGAAUGCCAAGUCCUGGAGUCUGUUCUGCCUUCCUCCCAGUUACUUUCCUGACAGUUACUCUGUCUGGCACAAUAAGGAAGAGACUGACAUACCUGCCCCCUUCUCCGGCUCCAGAAGAGUAGGAGUGCACCUGGACUGGCCGGCCGGCACUCUGUCCUUCUACAGCGUCUCCUCUCGCACACUCACCCACCUGCACACGUUCCACUCCACAUUCACUGAGCCCCUCUGUCCAGGGUUUGGGGUUGCUUGCUCCUCAGUGUCCCUGUGCCAGAUCACAUGAGCUCCUCCUCCAACAGGUUCGUCCACCUGCCACCCUUUCUCUCUAUCCUCAGUACUCCCCCUCCUUUCACUUUUCACUUUUCACUCUCUUUCUCUCUCUCCCCCUCUUCCUCUCUCUCUACUCCCUCUUUUUCUCUUCUUUUUCUCCCCCUUUUUUUUUCUCUUUCCCUUUUUCUGUUUUCUCCUUUUUUCCACGUAUCUCUCUCUCUCUCUCUCUCUCUCUCUCUCUCUCUCUCUCUCUCUGUGUGUUUCUGGUUUGAAUUAAACUGUCUACUUUCUACACUGCGCAACAUUCCGCGGUAGCCACGUAACCGUAGCAACAUCCAUUGUGAUGUAAGCACCUGGUGCUUGAUCUGUGGCCCUGGCAGUUGAGCAUGCUGCAGGAACACCAGAGUCACACACUCCUGUUCAUACACAUGUGUGAUGCUGAGAUGCUGUUGAGAUAUUGAUAUCUGUAUAUUUAAUGUAUAGACUACUGUUUUGGUGAUACGAAACAAAUGCUGAUAUUUUGUGAUUUUCCUGAAAUAAAUGUGUGGAUUAUAAGAAUGUUUCAGCAACAACACAACAACAUACUGUAUUCUGUUCUCCCUAAAGUGUAUUUGCUGAUUUUGUUUUUUGAAAGUUAUCUGCGGCUUGUUUCUUCAUGUGUUCACGCGUGCGUUUAUGCAGAACUAUUAAGCAUGCUUGUUGUUUUUCUGACUGACAAUAUGAAAAUGACAUGUACUUCUUACUUUAAAAUGUCUAAAUAAAUCUUCUGAAAUGACA
Messenger RNA from Sardina pilchardus (European sardine), 4575 nucleotides. Its product is annotated as NACHT, LRR and PYD domains-containing protein 12-like. The coding region runs from base 89 to 3811 and encodes 1240 amino acids. The transcript is spliced from 13 exons. Lineage: Eukaryota; Metazoa; Chordata; Actinopteri; Clupeiformes; Clupeidae. Gene Ontology annotation, molecular function: protein binding. Gene Ontology annotation, biological process: intracellular signal transduction. The record is from RefSeq and is a predicted model, not a curated record.